Fusarium keratoplasticum is the source of this 1776-nucleotide messenger RNA. RefSeq names its product FAD-binding PCMH-type domain-containing protein. The transcript has 2 exons. The coding region runs from base 1 to 1776 and encodes 591 amino acids. The record is from RefSeq and is a predicted model, not a curated record. Lineage: Eukaryota; Fungi; Ascomycota; Sordariomycetes; Hypocreales; Nectriaceae. Gene Ontology annotation, molecular function: oxidoreductase activity; FAD binding.
AUGCUAAGUAUUACGGGACUUCUUGCCAGUACCCUCAUCUGCGUCGCCCUGGCGGACCCAAGAUGCAAGAAUCAUCCACUCGACGCCAACUGGCCCAGUAUCGACGACUGGAACACCCUCAACCGGUCAACAAACGGGGCCUUGAUCAGGACCAACCCAGUCACAUCUUCGUGCUUCAACAACAAUUCGGCCGUCAGCUGCGACCAUGUCCAGGAGAACUGGUUCUAUUCCGACUUUCACUCUUCCCUUCCCGAGUCGAUUGGCUAUCCGUACUGGGCCAAUAGGUCGUGUGUGCCCCCAAACGACUACGCCUACGACGAGACGCUUGGCUGUGAAUUGGGCGGUCUGCCGGCGUACAUCAUCAAUGCUACGACGGCUGAUCAGGUUGCAGUCGCUACCAGAUGGGCCAGCCAGCGAAACAUGCGAAUUGUUGUCAAAGGCACCGGCCACGAUCUGAACGGCAGAUCCAGCGGUGCCCACUCGUUGUCCAUCUGGACGUAUCACCUGCGCAACCUCGACUUCGAUACGCACUGGACGCAUCCAUUGAGUAACAAGAACGAGAAUGCUGUCAUUUUGGGCAGUGGCAAUACCUGGGGCGAGGUGCUGGCAGCCGCAGCAAAGACCGGGAGGACCGUCAUCAGUGGGCAAGACGGUACAGUCGGCCUCGGAGGCUUCAUUGGAGGCGGGGGCCAUGGUCCCCUAUCGAGCCACUACGGUCUUUCAGCCGAUCACGUUCUGCAGGCAACCGUAGUCACCACUGAGGGCGAGAUCCUCGUAGCCAACGAUGCCCAGAACCAAGACCUGUUGUGGGCCAUCCGGGGCGGCGGGCCAGGUCUGUACGGCAUCGUGGUCGAGUAUGUGUUGCGGACUGUGCCUCUUCCUAACAAUGUGGUGAUGAGCACUCUCUCCAUGUCCAUCAUCCAGAACCAGACGGCUGCGGCCGCUCAAGACUCGUGGACCGCGUUUGCCAGCUUCGUAAGCUCAGUCCCGGAUCUAAUGCAUGCUGGUAUAACAGGAUACGGCUUUGGGGUAACACAAGAGAACAUGGGCAUCGAGCUGACCAUGACACUCUGGAGCUACAACACUACCGCGGCCGCAUUUAAACCACUUUUGGAAUCUGCGCGACAAAACAUGCUUGCCAACGUUGCAAGCCAGGAUACAUCAGUCGAAGUCUCGGAACCUACUGUGCUGCCAACAUACCUGUCCCUCUUUGACGUUUUGAAUCCGUCUCGCAGCCGCUGCGGAGACAUCAGUCUGACCUCUAGCCGCCUGCUAGGCCGCCGUCACCUGUCGGGCAUUCCUUUGGACGAAUUACGAACCCACCUCCAAAAGAUAUCAAAAGCCCAGGUCGAAGGGCGACAGACCAGACUGGUCUUGGGCCUCCAAGGUGGUCUGGGGCCCAGAAGUGUCCAGAACGAGAUGCGAGGCGCCCUAAAUCCGGCAUGGCGAAGCGCUUACCUACAUCUCAUGGCCACUGGCGUCAAUAUUGACACUACGAUAUUGUCGCCUCAAAAUGCCCUCGCCGCCGCCGCCGCGUGGGCAGAGGACAACAAGGAGGCUGUCUGGCGAGAGUGGGCGCCAGACACGGGUGCAUACAUUAACGAGGCCAACCCAUUCGCGAGAAAUUUCCAGCAGGACUUCUAUGGAGACAACUACGAGCGUCUAGUGCAGAUCAAGGAGAAGUAUGACCCCACCGCCAGCUUAUAUGCUCUUUCAGGUAUUGGAAGCCAUGAUUGGGACUAUAACCUGGAUAGUGGACUUCUUUGUCGCGUAUGA